AUGUCCUCAGAGGAAGCCGCCGAUGUAAAAUACGUUUUCUCAUUGACGAAGCAACGUCGCUGGGAACUGUAUAUGUUGUGGAUGCAACAGCUGGUCCUCGAAGCUCAUACUUUAGCAUGCUUUUUACCGACUGUCGAGCAUGUUGUACUCAUAGGCGAUCAUCAACAGCUGAGACCAUCUCCUGCUGUAUAUGAGUUGGCUCGUGAGUAUAAUAUGGAGGUUUCGAUGUUUGAACGGUUGGUGAGAAAUGGACAUCCUUACCGUACGCUCCAGGUGCAACAUCGAAUGAAUACGGACAUUACGAGCAAUAUCAUCAGGCAUAUUUCUAAUGGCUGA
Messenger RNA from Ostertagia ostertagi, 336 nucleotides. The record is from the annotation of a GenBank genome assembly. Lineage: Eukaryota; Metazoa; Nematoda; Chromadorea; Rhabditida; Trichostrongylidae.